Messenger RNA from Oryzias melastigma (Indian medaka), 3642 nucleotides. It is a transcript of the gene fzd5, whose product is annotated as frizzled class receptor 5. Gene Ontology annotation, biological process: non-canonical Wnt signaling pathway; canonical Wnt signaling pathway. The transcript has a single exon. Gene Ontology annotation, cellular component: plasma membrane. The coding region runs from base 668 to 2383 and encodes 571 amino acids. The record is from RefSeq and is a predicted model, not a curated record. Gene Ontology annotation, molecular function: Wnt receptor activity; Wnt-protein binding. Lineage: Eukaryota; Metazoa; Chordata; Actinopteri; Beloniformes; Adrianichthyidae.
AGACGGACUUUAUUUCCUCCGCGAGCUCACCGAGCGCAGCAGGCGCGCGCGCGGACAGCACGGGAUAAGUUGGAUUUUUAUUCCUUUUAACUUAUAAAGCCGCACCUGUCAGACACUUUAUUCAUUUAUUUACUUUUACAAAAAGCAGAGGAAACUUUGAAAGUUUUUGUUUUAAUUACUAAUGGACUAACCCAGGAUUAAGUCAGAAGACAAGUGGAUUUUACGCACGAAACUCUCCAGGACGCAGAGCGAGGACACUUUUGGACAUCCCCCCUCGGUUCCAUUGAUUUUUUUUAUUUAUGUAUCUUUUCAAUGGACAGCUUCUAGUCCUUUUUGACGCAUGUGACUGCCACCAUGCCGUCUCCUCGGGCGCGCAGGGCUCCUUGGGAGGACUCUGGACUGGUAAAAAUGUUACAAGGUCGUUAAAUUUAUUGGAACGUGACUGGCGGAUAUGAACUUUCUCCGUGAUGAUUGUGGGCGCACUGGUUAAUGAUUGACAGCAGUUGUUGGACUCUGGAUAAACUGGAUUUACUAUUGAGAAGCUAAAAGGUGGUAUUUUGGGGGGAGAGUACAAUGAAACUGUGACACUACCAGAAGAACUUGGCAGAGAUUUGCAUUGAUUUCCUGCAGAUAGAUUCUGAUUUUAAAGCUCCUUACAGUGGGACUCAUGCUGCUCAGGUUGGGGGUUCUGCAGCAGCUGCUGCUGCUGCUCAUCCAGAGUCCUGGUCUGACGUUGGCUGCAUCCAAAGACCUGGUGUGUGAGCCCAUCACCGUCCCCAUGUGUAAGGGCAUUGGCUACAACUUGACUUACAUGCCUAAUAAGUUCAACCAUGACACCCAGGAGGAGGUGGGACUGGAGGUGCACCAGUUCUGGCCUCUGGUCCGCAUCCGCUGCUCCCCAGACCUGCUCUUCUUCCUGUGCAGCAUGUACACCCCCAUCUGCCUGCCGGACUACCGAAAGCCUCUUCCUCCCUGCCGCUCUGUGUGCGAACGGGCCAAACGGGGCUGCUCCCCCCUCAUGAGCCAGUAUGGCUUCGAGUGGCCGGAGAGGAUGAGCUGUGAGGGGCUCCCCCAGCUCGGGGACGAGACCCUGUGCAUGGACCAAAACAGCAGCGAGGCCACCACCUCGGCUCCACCGUUCCCCAAGUCCACCCCGAAGGUCCGGACCAGACCCCCCAGUCCAUCGCAGUGCGACAGAGAGUGCCGCUGUCGGGACCCCCUCAUCCCCAUCAAGCGGGAAUCCCACGCUCUCUUCGGCCGGGUCCAGACUGGACCGCUGCCCAACUGCGCCUUGCCCUGCCACCUGCCGUACUUCUCAGCGGAUGAACGGGCCUUCACCAGCUUCUGGGUGGGACUGUGGUCCGUGCUGUGCUUCAUCUCCACCCUCACCACCGUCGCCACCUUCCUCAUCGACAUGGAGCGCUUCAAGUACCCAGAGAGGCCCAUCAUCUUCUUGGCCGCCUGCUACCUCUUCGUCUCCUUGGGUUACAUCAUCCGGCUGGUGGCGGGUCACGAGCGGGUGGCCUGUGGCGCCGGCGGCACCAGCCAGCUGCACAUCCUCUAUGACGCCACAGGCCCCGCCCUGUGCACCCUGGUCUUCUUGUUGGUGUAUUUCUUUGGGAUGGCCAGCUCCAUCUGGUGGGUGGUGUUGUCCUUCACCUGGUUUCUGGCUGCAGGGAUGAAGUGGGGCAGCGAAGCCAUCGCCGGAUACUCGCAGUACUUCCACCUGGCCGCGUGGCUCAUCCCCAGCGUCAAGUCCAUCCUGGUCCUGGCCCUCAGCUCUGUGGACGGAGACCCUGUAGCCGGGAUCUGCUAUGUGGGAAACCAGAAUCUGGAGAACCUGAGGGGAUUCGUACUCGCCCCUUUAGUGGUUUACCUCUUUACCGGCUCGCUUUUUCUCCUCGCUGGUUUCGUUUCUUUGUUCCGCAUCAGGAGCAUCAUCAAACAAGGAGGUACAAAGACGGACAAGCUGGAGCGGCUGAUGAUCCGGAUCGGCCUCUUCACGGUGCUGUACACCGUCCCCGCCACGGUGGUGGUGGCCUGCCUGGUCUACGAGCAGCACUACCGGCCCAGCUGGGAGCGAGCCCUGGCCUGCUCCUGCCCGCUGGAGCGACAGCGCUCCAUCCGAGGUCCGGACUACGCUGUUUUCAUGCUCAAGUACUUCAUGUGCCUGGUGGUGGGCAUCACGUCUGGAGUCUGGAUCUGGUCCGGAAAAACUCUGGAGUCUUGGAGGAGCUUCGUGGCUCGAUGCUGCCCCUGCUGGCCGCACAAGGCCACCGCACCCCCAUCCAUGUACAGCGAGGCCAGCACGGCUUUGACCGGACACACCGGAACCGGACUGUCAUCAGGGAUGUACCACAAGGCGCAUCAGUCCCACAUAUGAGCCCACAUUGGGAAGGAUUUUCCGAAGACUCGUCCGGUUAAACCACAUUUCCCUUUUCUAAAAACAAUAAGUCAAACUUAAAAAAAAAAAAGCUAGAAUGGUUGAUAUAUUUGACGAAAACAAAACAGGAGUUGUCAGAAUUUAUAUAAAAAAGGAGACAGAGCCUUUAUGUAGCAUCUGAUCUUUGUUUAAAGCGAUUUCAGCCACUGAAAGUGAAGCUGUAACUAAACACCUCGCUCAGAAAAAACCUUUAAUAAAUCCAUAUUGGAGCUCCGUAUGCUUCCUUUUCCUGAAGACUGACAGAAAGAUAUUUAUUGAUGUAAAUAUUGUAUCUAGUUGUUGUAAAACAGAUAAAAAGACAUUUGUGUAGUUUAUCUGGAGUUCUAUUUCCACAGAAGCAAAGUGAUUUGUAAAAUAAAUAAAGAGCUGCUGUUGGUUUUGACUUAAAUGAAAUGAAUUUUUAUUUUUUAUUUGACCUGGAAACUCAUUGUUUCAUGUCUGUGAAAUCAAUAAAUGCACCCAUCAAAGCUUCACCAGGAAGUGGAGUCUGGUCUUUAGCGCCAUCUGUUUGUGGGAGGAGAAAAUGCUUCUCAUGGAUUAUUUGUAAAAUGGUUUAGAUUGAAUAUUUCUCAUUUUUUCCAUCAUAGAGUCAGAGAAAUUUUACUUUUGGAACAGAAAUCUAGUUUAUCGUGGCAUUAAGGUAUAAUCCAGAAAAAAAUCUAUAUUUUUGGGGAUUUUUAUUCCAUUUGGAUAUAAAUAGACCUGAGGAUGUCAUUUUAGACUAAAAGCAUCUUGAAAGCAUUCUAUAUUUAUGGAAAAAUUAAAAUAACCUCAAACAAACAAAAACUUUAAUAUAUUUCACUUAAAAAUGUAAUCGUGAGAAAACAAAAGCUUUCCUCUGUAAAAUAAAUCAGACUGUAAAAAAGGGAUUUUAUGCUUUAAUGUAAGAACUAAAAAGAUGCGUUUCUGUAAAGACUUGUGGUAAUAAAUGUCUGAAUACGAAUGAAAGCUGAUAUGUUUGUUCUGCUUUUCUUUUUUGGUGUGAAUUCAGACUUUUAUUGUGAAAAUAAAACUAUCAGGAUGUCAGGUUUGGAGAGGAUCUCCAGCAUGUCUGUUAUGUGCUUCAUUAAUGGGUUAUGAAUAUAAAAUGUUUCCUGCUGUGCAUUUUAACACUUAAACACAAAAACAUUUAAAUAAAAAUAUAAGAUGAAAACGAAAAAACGUAAGCACAUGUGGAUGCAAUUUAAAAAAAAAAAAAA